Glossina fuscipes is the source of this 625-nucleotide messenger RNA. It is a transcript of the gene mRpL20, whose product is annotated as 39S ribosomal protein L20, mitochondrial. The coding region runs from base 112 to 564 and encodes 150 amino acids. Gene Ontology annotation, cellular component: ribosome. The record is from RefSeq and is a predicted model, not a curated record. Gene Ontology annotation, biological process: ribosomal large subunit assembly; translation. Gene Ontology annotation, molecular function: rRNA binding; structural constituent of ribosome. The transcript is spliced from 4 exons. NCBI's taxonomy places the organism in Eukaryota, Metazoa, Arthropoda, Insecta, Diptera, Glossinidae.
UCAGCUGUUAAUUCUUUAGGUUAUUUAAAGUUAUCGAAUUAUUUGAACGAAGAAAAUGGAUAUUAAAUACAGUUCAUAGGCAGCUAAAAAAAUUCAAUUAAAUCGAGAGCUAUGGUUUCACCUACUUUGUCACUGUUUGUAAGAGCACGAGGACCGGAUGAAUUUUGGAGAAAAAGAAAAAUAUUUAAAUUAGCAGCGCAUUACCGUGGACGGCGGCGUAAUGUGUAUUCUAUCGCAAUUCGUAAUGUACACAGGGCGUUAGUUUAUGCCACCAAAGGCAGGAAACUGAAAAAGUUAGACAUGCAGGCGUUGUGGACGACGCGUUUGCAAGCCGGUUGCGAACAGUACGGUUUAACCCAAGAAACAUUUAGAGAGACAUUAACACGCAGCGAUAUUUUUCUUAACAGAAAAGUUCUUUCUGAUCUAGCUAUAUGGGAACCGCGUUCUUUCGAAGCUUUAAUAAAAUUGUCUAGGGAACGUGCGGCAGUGGAGUGCGUGCCUGGCUUGCAGGAACCUUCCAUUAUGAAUCAAGUCUAUGGCCUAUCUAAUCUAAAAAUUAAGUAAUGUUUAAGAUUCUUAAGGUUACUUUCUGUAAAAAAAAUAAAUACUUAUUAGUUAAACAAUA